GCAGCAGCAGCAGCUCUGCACGAAGACAGCAGAGGCCUGAGCAGCUCCAGGGCAGCUCCAACACUCACUGUUCAUGAUCUCCUCGGCUGCUGAUGACACUCGACAGGAGUCGGACCUGCUCGAAAUCUGCCAAUUAUCUGCGGAACACGGGCGCGCGGGCUUGUGUUGACAAAGCAGUCCGUCCCAUUGAACAGCUGAUUCAGACCCAGGCACUGGCCGCAGGUUGGUAGUGUUGGAGAGGACGCGUGUUGUCUGGAAUUUACGUAAUCUUUUAUUUUUGCGUAAUUUAAGCGAGCGCCGCGUGGAUCUGGAUUAUUUCGGCGUGGAUCUGUCCAGUGCUCUCCUCUUCUCCCUCCUCCCUCCAUCCGUUGUUGUCCUUAACAGCAGACACACACACACAGACACACACACACACACACACACACUCAUUCAGACGGAGACUAUCUGCAUGAACACACCAGGAGCUGUUUUCAGGAGCCCGGUGGAAGACCGGGACACCUCCAGCUGUUCUUUCAUGCUGACAAUGGGAUCUGAGUGAACUUCUCUGGGAUACAGAUCAACUGCUAGCAUGUUGCAGCCUUCCACAAGAACAGGUGAUGGCCUGUUGGUACUAAUACCUCAGUGGAAGUGUCAGAGAUGGGCCAUCCUCCUCCUCCUCUUCCUCCUCUGCAUGGCUGUCCUUCCAGGGGCAGAGGGAUCCACCUGCCACAAGACCUGUAUCUGCGCUUCAAACAUAGUGAGCUGCUCCAAGAUGAAUCUGACCACUGUCCCGACAGGUUUACCCAACUACAGCGCCGUCCUGGAUCUCAGUUAUAACGGGAUAACACGGCUGCGAUCAGAGUGGACCCCAUAUAAGCUCAAAAAGCUCCACAACCUCCUGCUCAGCCACAAUGGUCUCCACUUCCUGUCUUUAGAAGCUUUUACACCUGUGAAGCAGCUGCGCUAUUUGGAUCUCUCCUCCAACAGCUUGAGGCAGCUGGAUGAGUUCAUUUUUGAUCCUUUAGUGAACUUGGAAGUCCUUUUGUUGUACAACAACCAAAUUUCCCAGAUUGACCGCACAGCCUUCACUAACAUGGUCAACCUACAGAAGCUCUACCUUAGCCAAAACCAAAUCUCCCGAUUUCCUGUGGAGAUGAUCAGGGACAAGACACGCCUGGACAAACUUAGCCUCCUAGACGUAUCUUCCAACAAGAUCAAAGUGUUGCCCAUUGAUGAACUCCGAGAACUCCCUGGUUGGAUUAAAAAUGGCCUCUACUUCCACAACAACCCCCUGCUGUGUCACUGUGAUCUCUACACACUCCUGGCCCAGUGGACCAUCCGAAAACUCAAUUCCGCAGUGGACUUCAAAGAUGACUACACAUGUAUUCUGCCUGGCACACAAAAAACACCAGUUGAUGUUUUUGAGCUUAAUGGUGAUUAUAUGAACUGCAGCACAUUCAAGGAGGAAGCUGAAGAGGCGUAUCUGGAGCAAACACUGACCCUUGGUUGUGACACAAAACACAGGAACAUGUCAAAAACUUGGACAAUGCCUGGUAAUGUGGUGGUGACACCUGGUAUCAACCAGACAGCCAAAGUCUUGGCAGAUGGGAGUUUGCAGAUAAGCCCAGUGAAGUCUGAGGACUCUGGGACCUACACUUGCUUUGCAAUGAGCGAGUCUUUCAAUGAGACUCUCUAUAUAGUGUUGAAGGUUCAUAACUUCACCAUGAAUGGGGGUGGGGAGACUCUCAACACAGGAUACACCACAUUAGUGGGCUGCCUUGCCAGCGUGGUGUUGGUGCUCAUGUAUCUUUACCUGACGCCAUGUCGAUGCUUUUGCUGUCCCAACAAAGGUAAGACUCGGGGCGAUGACAGUAUCCAUUCAUCUAUGCUCAGUGUGACCCCCACUCAUGAGGACCCCACACUCAAAGCUGAACUGAACAGGCACGUGGCAUUCAUAGACUCUAAGGACUCACAGGGCCAAAAUGGCAAGCUGAACCCCAAUGGGGAGGAAGAUGAUGAUGACAUGGAUGCAGAGACCGGCUCACUAAUGAAAGGAAAGAGAAAGAAGUCUGUAGCAGAGUCCAUUAGCUCUGUCUUCUCAGACACUCCCAUGGUGGUCUGAACUGAGCUAGCAUGAGCAAAGAAGAUGGACGCAAUGUGACUGGAUGUAUAUGGUACAAUGUGAGCCAUGUUGUAGUUAAAUGUAAACUGUGACUGGGACCUAGAAGUAGCGAAUGGAGAAAGGAUAUUUAACUAUAGUUCAUAGCAAGUGGAAACAAUAAGGAUCUCAAAGGGAUUGCAAAACAAACUGUCUUGUUGUCGACAAGGACAAUGAGCAAGACUUUUUCCAGCAUUUUAAUCUGUAGCACUUAAUAUUCAUACUGUGAAGGAAUGGCAGUGUGCAUGGGCAGUGGAAACUACGUCUUACGAGAGUAAACAAAGGGGAUAUGUCGUUGAUUUGAGCACUCAGGAAGAGACAAAUUGAACUGCUUAGGUGUGGGAAACAUGUAUAGCUCUGCACAGAAAUAAGAGACCACUGGCUUUAUUAGUUAUAUGCAUGUUUUUGACUAAAACAAACAUUUGUGUUUAUGUGUAAGCUAUUGAUACUUCUCCCAAAUUCCAAAUGAAAAUAUUAUUCAGACCUUUAAUGACAAGUUUUCAAAACAAUAGCUAAUGUCGUGCUUUGAGACAGGAAUACAAGAAAACAAAUUCACAUUCACAGUUCUAAUACUUUAACUUAGAAAGAGUUCAGAAAUCAAUAUUUGGUGGAAUAACCCUCGAUCACAGCUUUCGUGCAUCUUGGCAUGCCCUCCACUUGUCUUUCACAUUGCUGUUGGCUGCUUUAUGCCACUCCUGGCAAUUUCAGUGUGGUUCAUGUCUGAAACUGUGAAGUGGUCUCUUAAUUUUUCUCCAGAGCUGUAUGAUACAAUGCACAGAUAUAAAUAGGUUUGAGGAUACAAAAUAGUUAACUCAUAGUAUGUACUGGGUCAUGGCUGGCUCAUAAUUACAGUAUAUGUAUUACAAGGACUAGAAUAGCUUGCAUCUUAUGUAAACGUUAGGUCAUAGGUCCAUUUACCUCUCCUUUAUCAACACAGGGACAGAGACUUAGCUAGACCAUCACUGGGUGAUGAAUACACCUGUCAUUAUCCUGGAGUCAUCUUUAGAAAAACAGCACGCCAUUAAACUCACAUUGAUAGGGAGAGUGUGUUCAUAUUGCGUUCAGCAGACACUUAGGCAUUUAUACUGAGAAGUCAGUAGGACAAAACUAUAAGAGAACAUCACAGGCUAUUUACAUCCUAUUUCAUAGAUGAGUUAUACUGUAUUUCGUCAGACCAAUCAUUAUUCAUAGUCAAAUUGUUUGUACAGUGACUUAGGAGAGAUCUAUUUUUUUCCUUUGCUGAGUUAAGGGAUCAAUUUACAUAGAUGCGUAUGGUAUAAAAUAGAUGAAAUUUAGGAAUCAGAUUACUGGUUCAACAUGAAUUCUCUAUCGAUAUUUAUUUCUUAGUUACUGCACAUAAUUAUUACACACUAUAACCCAAAUUGAACUGUUAAAGCCUUACACAAUUAAAAAAAAAUCAUGGAAGGCCUUCAAUAGAUACACAAUAGAUACAGGCAUUUAGGUUUGUUGUUUGACUGAUUAUCAACAUAUUGUCUCAUCUCUGUACACUGUUCCUUACAUGGACUAAAGCCUCUGUUGUGAAGGUGCCAUUACAGCAGUGUGAUUCUUCCUCUACGUCAGGAUAGAGCAUUUGUUUUUCACUACCAGAAGUUAAAGUUGAUGCUAAAAGCUGCCAGCUUGGGUUUGUUGUAAUCUGUCCUAUAUGUAAAAUGUGAACCCUCCGCAGACGUAUAUUUUAAUAUAUAUUGUUUAGACUUGGUGUAUUCAUUAAGUCAUAAAUUAUGUUGUAGUUUUCCGUAUUUAAUCAAACAUUUUGCUCUGAUGGAAGACUGGUGUAAUACUGAUUUAAAAUGUAGCUGUUUUGCCCUGUGGUGGGUAGAAAAUGAUAUGUGAGCAGGUGAGUGUAGAGUAAUAAAACCUUCAGGGUUCCUCCAGAGGAUGAAGCCUAUGAAUAAUAUUGAUGAGACUGUUCAUCAUUAGACUGGAGAGAGCUGAUUUUAGAGUUUGUAGCUGCUGACAGGAAACCUUUUAUACCACAGGGGACUCAAUAAUUGUAUCCUAGAGAAGAUCCACUGCUCUAUUAUUACUAAAUCUAUUGCAAGUGUGAGCUACCUAAUAUGCUGUGCAUAUUUAAUUAAAAGGAUUUAAAACAGGC
This is a messenger RNA of Sphaeramia orbicularis (orbiculate cardinalfish), 4253 nucleotides long. It is a transcript of the gene amigo1, whose product is annotated as adhesion molecule with Ig-like domain 1. The record is from RefSeq and is a predicted model, not a curated record. The transcript is spliced from 2 exons. Bases 569 to 2101 code for a protein of 510 amino acids. NCBI's taxonomy places the organism in Eukaryota, Metazoa, Chordata, Actinopteri, Kurtiformes, Apogonidae. Gene Ontology annotation, molecular function: protein binding.